GUCAGUUUUCGUUCGAGCUCUUCAGAUUUGGAGAGCGCUUAAGAGAAAGGGAAGGAGUGCCGCUGCCGCGAUUUGAGCCUGCCCUUACAGAUGAGAGUGAAAAAACUGGCGCUGUUCCGACAUCCACACCCUGAGAAACUUAAAACUCAAAACCUUCCACCGAACUUUCGUGCAAAAUGGGGAAUCGUGUAGUUCGCGAAGAUUUUGAGUGGGUUUAUACAGAUCAGCCUCACGCGUACCGGAGAAAAGACAUUUUGGGUUGCAGCCCAACCACGUCAAAGCUCAUUACCAUAAUGUUGGCGGCACUCUGACGCCCACACCGUCCAAGACUCGCCGCACCGCUUCUCGCCGCCGAGAGACGCUGGCUGUCAUAGAAAUUGAAUGACUUCAGGUCGAUUUGACGCUCUCGACGCCUCUGGUCUGAACGCACGAUAAAUAUCCAGAGAUCAAGUCUCUGAUGGGACCUGACACUAGACUUAAGUGGAUCGUCUGUAUGAUGGUUGGGGUCCAGUUUUUGGCAUUCUACCUGUUGAAGGACCUGCCCUGGAAAUGGGUCUUCUUCUGGACAUAUGUGUUUGGGAGUUGCAUAAACCAUUCAAUGACACUAGCUAUUCAUGAGAUUUCUCACAACACCGCUUUUGGUAACAACCGUGCAAAAUGGAACCGCUGGUUUGCCAUUUUUGCCAAUCUUCCCAUUGGGCUGCCUUACUCUGCAUCAUUUAAACGCUACCACUUAGACCAUCAUCGGUACUUGGGUGGAGACGGUGUGGAUGUUGACAUCCCCACUGAUUUCGAGGGCUGGUUCUUCUGCACCCGCAUACGUAAGCUAAUCUGGAUCAUGUUUCAGCCACUGUUUUACGCUAUCCGUCCCCUCUGCAUCAACCGCAAGCCCAUCAGUCAAUUAGAGCUCAUUAAUGUGGCCGUACAGUUCAUGUUUAAUGCAUUGCUCUACUGGAUGUGGGGUGCCAAGCCCUUGGUCUACAUGAUGAUGGGGUCGAUGUUAGGGAUGGGUCUCCAUCCCAUUUCAGGACACUUCAUCGCUGAGCAUUACAUGUUUCUCAAAGGCCACGAAACCUUCUCUUACUAUGGAUCGCUCAACCUGCUCACCUUCAAUGUUGGGUACCACAACGAGCACCAUGACUUCCCCAGCAUACCAGGACGCAGACUACCCAUGGUGAAGAAAAUAGCAGAAGAAUACUACAAAGAUCUCCCUUGUUACACGUCAUGGGUGAUGGUUCUGUAUGACUUUAUCAUGGAUGAUGAAUUGAGCCCGUACUCGCGUGUGAAGAGAAGACUUACAGGGGACAUAAAACAGGAGUAACACCUGAACUAUCAUUGAGCACAACAACUGGAACACAAUUCUGCUCACCCGAACAAAACCGUAUACUGUUUGAAUACAUCACAUAUAUCAGAAACAAAAUGGCAAAAUUAUCGUUUGUUUGUAGUUGGUGUGCUGUUUUGUUUUAUUAAAUUUUCAUUCUAAACCAAAAUGCUGAACAGAUCUUUUGCACAUGGUCUGAAGUCUGGGCUGUUUUCAUGUUUUGCAUUUGAAUGCUUCUACAUUUUUAUAGACUAUGAUAUUUUCCCCACUUAUGAGCUUUUAAUAUGACAAACAUAAAUGCGAAAUUUGAAAAUCAUUUCAUUAAAUGUCACAUUCAUUGUGUAACUUCAUAUACUGUUACAAUCACUAACAGUGUGUCAAUACUGUGCGAUUAACACGUGAAUAAGGAGCUGCUGUAUGUAGAGAGAGCUCACAGGGGUAUAAUAUAUUGUCAUUUCCACCAUUAAAUCAAAAAACUUGUUGAAUAAGGUUAGACACCAUGCUUAGUGGCACAAUCUGAGAUAUUUUUAACAAUGUGCACGUUGACUCAACGUCAUUUGUUUAAUCAGAGUCAUUUGCCUUGGGGUUAAAAUAAAUUAUGUAAGUAGCACUCUCGUUGCCCAUAAGGACAGUGUGUGAUUUUGAUAAAGCACACCUUCUGCAACGUCCUUUUAUAUAUAUACAAUAAAGUGUGUAUAUAUAUAUAUAUAUAUAUAUAUAUAUUACAUCUUUGAUCAUGAAAAAAAAAAAGUGUUGACAUUUAUCUGAUGAGCUACAAUUUUUCCACAUUGCACAAUACACAUGAAGAUACAGCAGCACAGUGAUACUGAGGUUACUUGAAAUGUGUGUUAAAAGAAAAAGACAUAACACUUAUUUAUCUUCACAUUUAUUAAGAAAAUAUUUUAACAGAAGUUGAUAUCCAAAAACCUAUAUUUCUGAUUGUCAUCAGCGAUGUUAUCUUGUGAGGGAGUCUUUCAGUUUUUCAUACAUCACUCGGUCCUGCAAGGAUGACAAAAAGGAACCACAAAUAAAAUAUACAAACUACAUCUCACUGGCUAUGUGAUAAACUUCUUUACUCUGCUGUGUCUAUUUAUGAAAAUCCUAAUUCUAUAAAGGAGGGCAUCAUACUAAACUAAACCAGUUUUUACUAAAAAUGUUAUGCUGGUCAACAUUCCAGAUGGGAAUCACUCUGGUGUUUAUUUUACACUGUAACGUGGGAAACUUCUACAGUUUAUCACAUUUUUAAAACAUUGACAGAUAAUUCCAAAUGUCAAGUCAAUUUUAUUUGUAUAGCGCCUUUCACAACACACAUCGUUUCAAAGCAGCUUUACAGAAGAUCAGCAUUAACAGACGAUAAAACUGUAAUGUCUAUAAAGUCGAUGAAUCAUCAUUGUGCAAUUUAGAUAAAAUACAAUAAUGUUUAAAAAUAAGUAAUUAAAUAGUAAUUGUAUUAAUAACCCCAGUGAGCAAGCUGUAGGCGACAAAUGAUGUCCUUUCUUUUGACAGAUAAACAAAAUAAGAAAACCAUUUAAAUCAGGGGUGUCAAACUCAUUUUAGGUUGCGGGCCACAUUGAACUAAGCGCCAUAUAGAUUUAAUGUUUGUAAUGUUUUUAUAAUGAUUAUUACAUGUUUAAAAAAAUAAUGCAUUAAAAUCAAAGUUUAAAUAAAUUUUUCAAAAUUCAAUAUCAUCACAUGAUAUCAUAUGAACAAGUGUUAUAUCUGAUUUAAAUUCAGGAACCUAUAAAUACAGUGUUGGGGAGUAACGGAAUACAUGUAAUGGAAUUAAUUUUUUAAAAUACUAGAUAUUAGUAACUAUUACACAAAUCAGUAUACAGCAACAUUUCAAAAGUAUUUUGAUUACUGAAAAGCUAUAUAUCAAGAGAUUUUAAUUUAAACAAAUGACAGUAAAAUGCAUGUUUAGAAUAAAUGAUGCAAUCUGAGGUGUGUUGAACAUUGGUGAAACACUUUCUUAUGAAGAUCAGACAGGGUGCUUUCACACUGUUACGAGUGAAAAGUUUUGGAAAUUAUGUCAUUGAGGAACUUUUGUGUUUAAUGUGCUUUCCAAGCUGGAACCAUUAGAGAAAUAAUAGUUAAGUGUCGGGGCAGACACUUGUGGUCUCGUCAAGUGACCAGUGAGCUUUAUUCUGGGGCUCUCCUAUGCUAAAAUGACUAAAGAAAUGAGAGAGUGGAUGUAGAACAGUCAGAAAUCCUUCAGGUGUUUUUAAAUAUUUCCGGUUUCAGUGGCAAACCCAAAAUUAAAGGCUUAUAACUUGACAAAAAAUAACCCAAAACCAACAAGGAUGGUCAAGUGUGUAAUAUAAAGAAACUUUUCAAAUUCUUUAAUGUUUAAUGAAACUGCUGAAAAAUCAUUUAACUAUCAACAUUGAGUCAAUAAUGUUCUUUUUUU
Xyrauchen texanus (razorback sucker) is the source of this 3728-nucleotide messenger RNA. Its product is annotated as sphingolipid delta(4)-desaturase DES1-like. Gene Ontology annotation, molecular function: sphingolipid delta-4 desaturase activity. Bases 458 to 1321 code for a protein of 287 amino acids. NCBI's taxonomy places the organism in Eukaryota, Metazoa, Chordata, Actinopteri, Cypriniformes, Catostomidae. The transcript is spliced from 4 exons. The record is from RefSeq and is a predicted model, not a curated record. Gene Ontology annotation, cellular component: membrane. Gene Ontology annotation, biological process: ceramide biosynthetic process.